UGUGUGUAAGCCUGUGUGUGUGCGUGUGCAUGUGUGGCAGAGAGAGAGAGGAAGAGGAUAUACGAGAGAGAGAGAGAGAGAGAGAGAGAGAGAGAGAGAGAGAGAGAGAGAGAGAGAGAGAGAGAGAGAGAGAAAGUGAGAACAAGAGAUGCACCUGUGCCUUUGCACCUUACAACUCCAGUAGCCAUAGUGAGGGAGGAAGGGAGAGGCUUAGGCACACACACAACAGCACAUACCCCGUACACAGUAGAACAGUUAGAAAGGGACGCGCAGAGUAAACCGCAUCCACCAAGCAACAUGAUUUGCAACAGACACAGGCACCUGUUGAGUUGUAUAGACGGCUGACACCUGACAUUGCUGGGACACCCCUGGGACGCUGCUACAUCUGAGGAGGGGACACGGAGCGUAGCCGGACAGCAGAACUUCCUAUUCAUUAUUCAGUCUAACCUUGGGGCCACCUUCCUCCGCCUUGGUCAAACAUUGUAUCGCAGAAAGCUUUUUGAACUUGGUUUCUGCUGUGUUUUUAGCUCGUCUUCCUUGACAUGGCCGAUCCCGCCUGGUGGAAGCUAACCUUCCUACGCAAGAAGAAGUCUGAGGCCAAAGUUCUGUACGAGAUCCCGGCUGAGUUCACCAGCAACACCGACAACAACAAGGACAGCAGCAGCACAGGCUCGGGCUGCGAUCCCAUCUCCACCGACAGCCAGUUCAACUACCGGCUAGAGAAGAUCGUGGACAAGUCCACCACGGCCACCAAGGGCCGCCACGUCAAGGUAUCCCACUCCGGCAGGUUUAAGGAGAAGAAGAAGGUCAGGGCCACCCUGGCCGAGAACCCAAACCUCUUCCCUGAAAACAAAAUGGCCACCAACGAGAACUUUGUGACAGCCAAAGAUUAACUGACUCCCUUUGAGUGACAUUCAAAAAAAAAAAAAAUGAUCAGACUCUUUGUUGACAAACACCUGCACAAUUUUUUUGUUGUUGCUUUUUUUAGAGUAUGUGAGUGUGUUUAUAUGAAACAUGAUUUACUGGACUAAAGGUUUAUUCACAUCCUGAAAUGAAUGAGAUUUUUUUUUUUAAAUCAAGACUUGCCAUCCACAGAUAUGCCUACAAGACAGAAAGACCUCAUGCUCUACUCAAGGGCGCCGGAACGAGUGUUAAAGUUGGUGGUGCAUUUUUUCUUGAUUCAUUAUUUCUUAACAAUAUUACUGCUGCUGCACUCCACUCAUUUUGCCUGCAGUAAAAGUUGAUAAGUCUCAUUUAGGGAGCCCAAAAGUGGGGAUGCCAAUGCACUACUGCAUCCCCCUGUCUGCUACCUAUGGCUCUACUGUGGAAAUCUAUAACACAGGAGUGCUAUUAUAAUUUGCAUACCACCCCAAAGGCUGUUCUAGGCAACUAUCACUUUUCUUCAUCGUGCACAGGACCUACUGAUCUUUCCAUGGCUGCUGGGGAUUUCUGCUAGACAAUCACUCCAAUAUUGAUCAUGUGUAUGGGCCUAAUAUUGCACAUGUUGGGAACAUUGUUUCACCUCGUAUUGCAUUAAAGGAUGAUGAUGCUGUUUGUAGCCUACAUGUGAAGCUGGUUUUAAUACAACUACAAGGCAUAGACUUAAAGAAAAAUGAAACAAGGAAACUAAGAAUGGACAUAUUUGUACACUGUGGGUGGGAAACUUGUAGUCAGCGACAGUUAGAACGUCAAGUGAAAUAAAACAUAAAACUUUACGUUGACACUGAUUAUUCAUGGACACUCUGCAUACAGAAUCAAGUAGGUAGCAGGCUUCA
Messenger RNA from Engraulis encrasicolus (European anchovy), 1775 nucleotides. RefSeq names its product proline rich 15 like b (gene prr15lb). Bases 543 to 893 code for a protein of 116 amino acids. The transcript is spliced from 3 exons. The record is from RefSeq and is a predicted model, not a curated record. Lineage: Eukaryota; Metazoa; Chordata; Actinopteri; Clupeiformes; Engraulidae.